Messenger RNA from Procambarus clarkii (red swamp crayfish), 540 nucleotides. The record is from RefSeq and is a predicted model, not a curated record. NCBI's taxonomy places the organism in Eukaryota, Metazoa, Arthropoda, Malacostraca, Decapoda, Cambaridae.
AUGCCUGUCAUGACAGGCAUGACCGGCAUGACUGGCAUGACAGGCAUGACUGGCAUGACAGGCAUGACCGGCAUGACUGGCAUGACUGGCAUGACAGGCAUGACUGGCAUGACAGGCAUGACUGGCAUGAUUGGCAUGACAGGCAUGACUGGCAUGACAGACAUGACUGGCAUGACUGGCAUGACAGGCAUGACUGGCAUGACUGGCAUGACAGGCAUGACUGGCAUGACUGGCAUGACAGGCAUGACAGGCAUGACUGGCAUGACAGGCAUGACUGGCAUGACAGGCAUGACCGGCAUGACUGGCAUGACUGGCAUGACAGGCAUGACUGGCAUGACUGGCAUGACAGGCAUGACUGGCAUGACUGGCAUGACAGGCAUGACAGGCAUGACUGGCAUGACAGGCAUGACAGACAUGACAGGCAUGACUGGCAUGACAGGCAUGACAGGCAUGACUGGCAUGACAGGCAUGACUGGCAUGACUGGCAUGACUGGCAUGACUGGCAUGACAGGCAUGACUGGCAUGCCUGUCAUGAGAUAG